Messenger RNA from Pelodiscus sinensis (Chinese soft-shelled turtle), 8824 nucleotides. The record is from RefSeq and is a predicted model, not a curated record. NCBI's taxonomy places the organism in Eukaryota, Metazoa, Chordata, Testudines, Trionychidae.
AGCUUGAAAUAAAAAAAAAAUGAAAAAGAACAUACCCUUAUCUAGGAUGUAAUUGUAACUUCCUAGAGGCAAGUAAUAUAAUAUUAAAACAUCAACAAGCUUUUACUAAAACUGCCAAACUCAGUAGACAUCACCAUAUAAUACAAUGGCGGGUUAUCUCGUCUCCUUUCUGAAAGAAUACUGCACUUCCAUAUGCAUCUCCCUUCUAAACACAGACCUUUUAAGUCCCCUCUUCCUCUUGGCACCAGAGUUCUGAUAGAAUAACUUAAUUCCCUUACCUGCGAUUUCACCCACUGUAUCUGUUCUUACCUUCUUGAGGUUACCACACAUUUUUCACUGCUGUCUGCCUCUUUUCCUUAGCUGUUCAGUUUUUGCCUAAUAUUAGUUUUCCUGCAAUGUCAUUCAACUCUUUUUCUACUCCGUUCCUCUUCCAUUCACCUCCCUUUCCCUCAUUUACAUCCUUGCUCAUUCAUACAUCUCUUCUAUUUCUUCCCCACAUCUCUCAAUUUUUCCCCUCCUGGCAUCCACCUUUAUGCUAAGGCAGGAUGGGGAGUUGAGAGAGCCAUUUUGUUAUCAUUUCUUGCUAGACAGAGUGAGUGUGAGUGGAAGUAGAGUCCUUUCUUGCCCCUCUCCCAUUAGAGAUUGCAGUGAUAGGGCUCCUAAUUCUCUUCUGCAGCUGGAGAGCAGGAGAAGCUGGUGAAAGGCCUUAUAAGAAACCUGGGUUCUUCCAUCCUGCUGCUGCUCCACCUACUGUUAGAAUGACUGGAAACCCAACACAUUUUCCAGCCAGGCACUGGUCCUUUUCCAGAAGGGUCAGCAGAAACAUAUCACCUAAGAAAGAAUCCACAAUGGAAAACUCAACCCACAGUUGUUUCUUACUGAUGAUUCUUCUAAUUAGAAUGGCUGCAAGUCUUACUUCUACUGUAAAUUAUACCGAUCCUCCAUUAGAGCAUGUAGUAACCGAACACUCAUCAGUACGACAGAAAAUAAUAGAUUCACAGUUCAAAUGCUAUGAGAGAAUGAACAGAGAUCCACCAUAUAGGAAAAAAGGUCUGUUCUGUAACCGAACUUGGGAUGGAUGGUUGUGCUGGGAUGACACACCUGCUGGAAGAGUGACUGCUCAGAAUUGUCCAGACUAUUUUCCAGACUUUGAUUCAACUGAAAGGGCUUCAAAAUACUGUGAUGAAACAGGAAAUUGGUUCCGACAUCCAGAGAGCAAUCGGACUUGGUCCAACUAUACACUGUGUAAUUCCUUCACCUCUGAAAAAUUGAAGAUGGCAUAUAUACUUUAUUAUAUGGCUAUAGUAGGCCAUGCUUUGUCUAUAACUUCGCUGUUGAUUUCCCUAGGGAUUUUCUUCUAUUUCAAGAGCCUCAGCUGUCAAAGGAUAACAUUGCAUAAGAAUUUGUUUUUCUCCUACGUUCUUAACUCUGUGUUUACCAUCGCCCACCUCAUCGCAGUAGUGCCUAAUCCAGGACUGGUAAAAAGGGAUCCUGUAAGCUGCAAAGUGCUGCAAUUUUUUCACCAGUACAUGCUGGGUUGUAACUACUUCUGGAUGCUGUGCGAAGGCAUAUAUCUUCACACUCUAAUUGUGGUGGCAGUAUUUGCUGAAGAGCAGCGUUUGCAUUGGUAUUACCUCUUGGGCUGGGGGUUUCCUUUAGUGCCAGCAUCUAUUCACGCUGUUGCAAGAGCCAAAUACUUCAAUGACAACUGCUGGAUGAGUGUUGACACUCACUUGCUCUAUAUUGUUCAUGGACCUGUUAUGGCGGCUUUAUUGGUCAAUUUUUUCUUUUUGCUUAACAUCGUCCGGGUUCUGGUGACAAAGCUAAGAGAUACUCAUCGGGCUGAAUCCAACAUGUACAUGAAAGCUGUCAGAGCCACACUAAUCCUGGUGCCCUUACUGGGAAUUCAGUUUGUCAUUUUUCCCUGGAGACCAGAAAACAGACUUGCUGGAGAAAUAUAUGAUUACAUCAUGCAUAUAUUAAUGCAUUAUCAGGGCUUACUUGUUGCAACUAUAUUCUGUUUCUUCAAUGGAGAGGUCCAGGGUGCUCUAAAAAGACAGUGGAUGCAGUAUAAGACCCAGUGGGGGCAAAGACGACGAGAGCACUGCUCUACGCGAUCUACCUCCUAUACAGCAACAUCUAUCACUGAGGUCCCAGUUUAUCUGUAUCAUCACGAUUCCGCCAAUGAACAGCUAAAUGGGAAAUACAUAGAUGACUCCGAACUUGUGGCAUUAAAAUCUGGAGAGACGUCUGCCUAGCUCAGAGGAAAACGAGACAAACAGGUCAUUUCGCACUCUGUUCAUGAGAGGGUGGGGUGAAGGGAAGAAGUGCUACUGUGAGAGAAUGCUAACCCAGAUGACAGGACACAUCGUAUGCAAACGGCAGAAGCAUCAGCUUCAGCCAGUGAUGGCCCAGCGAGAGUCUGCCUGACAGAGGUGGCUAUAGCAUUUGAUAGUACUACAGCAUGCUGCUUUUAGAAACAUAACUGAGAAUGGAACUAGUGAGACAUUUGGAUUUACCACAGUUCCUGCUACUGGCCAUAUGACCCAUGGAUUCAACAGUCAUUACAAUGUAAGGUAUCCCGUGGCAGAUAUAGAAUGGAUUGGUUCAUUGAGAGGGGUAUUCAGUUUCCAGACUGAACAAACUACAUGACAGAUUGGAAUUGUUCAGGAUUUGUUGCUUUACAUGCCUUUCUUUCACCCUAGACUUUAAACGAUCAUCUUUCAUUAGGUGUAAGAGGCUUGGAAUUGGUUGUUGUUUUCAUUUUAAUCAGCUCUGCUGCUUUUCUGGAAAUAUUUGCACAUGGGCAGGGAGAGGUGGGGAGGGGAGAAAGCCAUCAUUCCAAGGUAUUCAGAUCCUUAGCACAAGAGGAUAUCAUACAGUAUUACCCUCCUGACACCAGGUUCAUAACAGAAAUGAAGGUAAACUAUUUAUUGUAUUAAAAACAUUUAAUAUUAGUAGGCAUAAACAUCAGUAUAGAAACAAAACACUUUUUUGGGAGCCUUAUGAACGUCCUGGAGAGAUCUCGAACAUAUUUUUUGUUCAAGCUGUGCUAGUUCUUUGAUUCAUUAAUAGGAAGACUGUAGCCAUAAUACUCCACCCAGCAAUCUGACAAGUAAGGAACAAUUUUGCACUCCGAAUAAACUGUGAAAUGUAUUGGGAAAUGAAAAUUUUUGUUAAUUGCUGUUGACGCUCUGAGCCUCCUGCAGAUGAGCAUUUGCCUGUUUAAUGUAGUUGUGUGCUGACAGUAAAGAAGGCCAUUGAGGCUAUGUCUAGACUACAGAGUUUUUCCGGGAUACCAAAACUCCGCCACAUCCAGAGAAUGCGUCUGUUCUUCCAACAUUUUUUGUGGAAGAGCAGACACGCUCUUUCGGAAGUCCCAUUGGAAAAAAACUAGUGUAGACAUAGCCUGAAAGAGAGACGGAACUAGUUUUCACCAGCCUCACAGCAGAAUAAAUAGUCAAUAUUGUAUGUAAUUAUUGAAUACUAAAGGUCUUUUUAUGAUAAUUAAAUAAGCCUUACAGCCAAGGAUUAACUUGUUUAUGGCUGUAAGGCUCCUCUAUUGUCAGUGUCAUAUGACAAUUAUACACCACUGGUCUGAGGAAAUAGAUACAGUUUCUUUUCAAAGGUGAAUGUAAAAGUCCUUGCAAAUGGAUAGGACCAAUGCCCGGCAGCCCUGAGUAGAAAUUGGCAAAAAAAACCUGACAAACUCUUAUACCAAAGUUCUAUUUUAUAUUUGGCAAAAAAUGCAGAUUCAAUGACUCCAUGAAUUUGUGUCAUUUUCUCUGAAUUAUUUCAGUUUAAAAAAAAAAACCCUUACAAUAUGUUAAAAUCCAUGUUUCAUUUUGACAUUUUCUAAAUGAAACAUUUCCAUUUUUAGAUUAAAAAAGACUGUGCGUGGAAAUUUCCUUUUGUUUUAUUUAAAAUCUUUUAAAAAUGCUUAGUUGAAGUAAAAACAAUAGAAUGUUUUAAAACCCUGAAAGGUUUUUUCUUUUUAACUGUCUGAUUCUGUGAAAAUUUAACAAGAAAUCUCCUCCACCACCAUCACCACCCCCAGAAUUGCAAGAGAUCCAAAAAUCCUAUUGAUUAGGUGCUUGCAAGUCCUAGGAUUCUUUGCCUAUAGAAUUUAUCUUGUAUAUAAAGUUCCCAACUAUCUUUGAAUAGUGAAAGUACCACUAUUUCUCCUCUAGCUUUCAUGUUGGGUAAUUUUAAAGCCAACAAUCAGUAGGUGUACAAUGAGGUCCUGACUUUUUAAUUAAGUUAAUUAGUGAUUUGUUACCUUUAAAAAGAGGCCAGAAAGAAGCCAUCCAUGUAUGUUUGCAUCCACUUCUACCUAAUGUGUGAUCCACAUAUAUCUGACAGCACAGUUCUACCAGGCAUGACACAUGGAAUGGAGGACAGAUGGGAGACAGUCGCAUGAUGCACUUCUGAUUCCACGACCCCUCCUACUCCUGUCUUCAGCCAUGAGUUGUUUGAAAGUUGACUUGCGUCACAUUCCAUCUAUGGGAUUCAAGGAGAAAUAAGGAGAGAGACAAGGGAGAACCAGGGCAUUAGGGAUGGAAAGGAGAAGGAAGAAGAGGAGGAGGAAAUGCUAUCUCUGAUGUUACAAUCCAACUAACCAGUGUCUUUCGCAGAGUCAUAUAUUUUAAACUCCCUUUCUUCUUUAUGAAUUUGCUGAGAUUCCUUCCGAGAUUUGGUUCCCCCUACAAGACUUGGUUAAGGCAUAACCAUAAUUGUACUCUACUCUUAGCACUGCACUGAGUGCCUAAAGCGUAAGUAGUCCUAACUUGUCAGAUAAGUAAAAGGAGGAAAAAAGUUUCGAAUUCAGCACUUUGCUUUAAAAUGUCAAUGCAUUCAUAGCUCUCGUGUCUACAAGUAGAGGGAAUAAUCCUGCAGGAAGAAUUCUGAAGAGAAAGAACUGCAGGGUCAAGUUCAUAUUCUGUGAGGGCGAAAUUCAUUUAUUAAGCUCACAUGAGGUCUGUGUGUGUAAAGCUGAUGGACCCAGGUCAUUGGCAGAUGGGAUUGAACAUGGGACCUUAGGAGCUACAGCCAUGUAUGUGACUCUACUGUAUGAUCUAAAAGCUAGCUGUCCCUAAGCUAAGGUUGUAAAGCAGAUGUCAGUCACCUUUCUGGUUGCCUCCGGUUACAUAUACAACACUUAAGCACUGGGAAUGUGGGAAGGUGUGAUCCACAGCUAUUGAAAUCAAUGAAGAGACUCUGAUUUAAAUGGGCUUUGAACGAGACCCUAGAAUAUUUGAAUGGUACUUAAGUAGUGCACUGACUUUGUGGUGGCCCUCUGCACAGAUAUGAAUUUCAUGCUCACUGAUAUGAGAGGUUUUAAACACGGUGAGUAGGAUUAAGCCCCAAAGCUUUUCUAUUCACCUGUAAGAUUGACAUGGAGGGCUAUUGUUCAUACCUAACUGUGCUAACUUCUACAUUCCCACAUUCCUGACAAGUGAUCUUUUAAGAAAGAGUUCACUGAGAGUGGAAUUCAGAGUUUAUUUGAUCCAGUGAUAUAUCUGGGGAAAAAAUACAGUCCUGUCCAUUCACUCAGUGAAAAACCUAGGGUGGAGACCACUGAACAUAUCUGCUUUACUGGCUGUACAAAAGAAGGUAUUUUUUUCAGACAAAGGUGUUUUGUGUAUUGUUGUUUCUACUUUUGCUAGUGAGCUAUUAUGGGUGAUGGAGGAUUUAAUAGUCAAAGAAAAAACAAGGCAGCUUAACUCUGAAUUUUAUAUUUCUGAACAUUUUUUAUGCAUAUUGUACUUUCCAGUUGGGCUCUAGCAGGUGUACUUAAUUUCUAACUACAGGAAAUAGACGAUUGUAAUAGAAAUGUACAUAAAUACGUGCAGUCUGAUAAAUGCUUGUAUAACUUAUAUGUACAAAUUGUUUUUCAGAGUCUGUUAUAUUCAUGUAAAGUACAAUAUUGACAUAUUUUUCUAAGGGAACAUCAUGUUCUGGCUUCUUCAUUCAUUGAUUCAUUCCACUUCAGGGACUCAGUUCAGGAUCUUGGUUUUCUAGUCAUGUGAUAAAAACCUUGCAUUCUGGUGUGAACCAAAGUAGCUUGAGUGAUGUCAGUGAAUUUACAACAGUUUUCAUCAGCUGAGACUCUGGCUUGCAGAUCUAUUUAAUUCAAUCUUAGCUUCCAUUGGGGCUAUGCAGAAAAGACUGAAGGCUAGAGCUGGUCAGACAAUUAUCAUCAAAACAAUGGGAACAGUUAUGUUCAUCGAAAUGUAAAUGGUUUAACAAAUGUAUGGUUUGAUGCAAUUCCAUCCAAACAUCAAAAGCAAAUGGAAGCAUUUUGAUAAGGUUGAAACAUCCCAUUUAGACACUGGCAGGAUGGAAGGUUUUGACUUUUUUUUUAAAUUUCAAAAUGACUUUUUUUCACAACCAAAUUAAUUACAGGUUUCUUAAUCUAAAAAAUAAAAAGUUUAAAGGUCAACAUUAGAACCAAAUGUUUCCAUUUCAGUUGGCCUGAAACAAACAAACAAACAAAAAUUUAAAAAAAAAAGAAUUUUGUUCUGUAGGAAACUUAGUUUAGUUUUUAUAUUCCAUUUUGGAAUUGAAAAAGAUACUGCAAUAGUGGAAUUUGCUGUGAAUCAGAAAAGCCAGCACCCAUCCAGGUCUACUUCAUGUGCAUAUUGUCUCCAGAAGUGUCUUCACAUUCCACAGAUGCCACAGACAUUAUCACCUUGGUAGCAUCACCAAGGCCUGCAUAGAAAGCAGCAAUGGGUUCAAGCCAGAGUCUUAUGUACAAAGAUCCUCAAGUGGCCCUUGCAAACAGGAUAGAAGGGCCGCAGUUGAUAAUUGACCCACUAGGCUAGAAUAGUUGCAGCAGUGUUAGAGGGGCUAGGUUUUAUGUUGAGGUUUGAGGGGGGAAAUUUCACUUCUUCAGUGGCCCUUCCUUCACCUUCAUAUAGUCUGAUUAGCAAGGCAUUAAACACAGGUGCAAUGAAUUUCAUUUCUGUUUUAUACAUAGCAUUAAACUCUCCAUGACAAUGAUGUUGAGAAGUUCUGUGACCAGAGCAAUAGCAAUUUCUUGGCAUAGACCAAGCUAGCCUUUAGAAAUGUUUAUUAUUCCAACACAUUUCACAAAAACAGCUCUUUUUCCUCCUCCAGGGACCUGCGUAAUAUGCAUACCUGAGUGUCAAAAACCUGGACGGGAGAACUGGGUUUAUGGGUUUAAAAAGUAGUUUCAAGGAAGACAAAAUCUACAUCAAGAACUUUAGUAGGCCUUUGUCCUCUGAAACCCCAACCCCUUGUAUAACUAACUCAUUUCACUUGAUGUUGGCCCUGGCAGAAAUAGUUGUACAGCUGGUUUGUUUGAAAAACUAAAUCAAGCAGAAAGGUUCUUGUUGUUCUUCUUUAUUAGGUACAGAAGCUAAACACAAAGUCAAAAAACCAUGGCAUGGAAUGCUGAGACUGUUUUUUCAUUUGGUCCAUUUAAAUGCCUAAGAAAUAUGUUUCAGUUAAAAAAAUGUAGCACAAUUGUGAGAAUUUGGCUUGCUCCACCUUAUUACAGUUAGCAGCAACGUUGCCUUAAUUAAAGAUUUGCCAGAAUUUCCAUUGCAAACCCCACAUUUUUAUGUGUUUAUAACUUGGCAAUAAAACUUUGCUCUGGGAUGGAACUUCAUUCUGGGAUGCAAAAAUCUCAGCUAAUUCCUAUUUUACUUUUCCCCUCUCACAAAUUUUAACAAAAACCAAUGUUUGGCUCUUUUCAAUUAUAUACAUUCUAAAAACUAAUGCAAUAAAGAUGUCCUAGUUUUGAGUGCUUUGCAUUUUUCUAACUCAAAUAUGUCUUCAAGAUACAGGCAAGCCUAUAGGGAUGGCUGUCACUGAUUCAUAUAGAAAUUUGUAUGCAUAUGGAACAGCAAUUGACUCCAACCCAACUAUAGUUUAGGGACAAAUUUUCAUGGGAAGGAGCCCAGAAGAUUCCCACCCUUCUAGUGGAUUGUAUAGAUGCAGCCUGUUUGCUGCUCUUUGGGUCCAAUCCUAACCACCACAUUGAAAUCAAUGGCAGUUUUGCUACUAACUACAAUUGCAGCAGCACCUGGGACUUUUGCAUCAUGGUGCGGGAGGGCCACAGCAGCCCAUUCACAAUCAGGGUGAAGAAGCAGAGGCAAAGCCUCUGAAGAAACUGAUGAUCUAAGGCAAGUGCUGAGGGGAGCUCAUAUUGCACCUACCAAAAAAAAGAAAAGAAAAGAAACAUGCAGCCACAUUCUCAUGUCUCUAUCCAGGCCAAAAAAAAAAAAAAAAUCUCUUAACGGUCCUGAGUUCAUAUCCACUACCACAUAUACAGUGCUGUCCUCUGAGGCUACAUCUAUACUACAAGUUUUCUCAGCAAAAAAUAUGCUAAUGAGGGACUCAUUUGCAUAAAUUGCAAUCUCAUUUGCAUAUUUUCUGCUGGUCCAUUUUUGUGCUGGGGUUUUUGCGGAUGUAGAUUAGGGACUGAAGUUUGCCCAAAACAUGAAUGUUCUCUCUCAUUAAGAGUUGAAAGGGGUAAAAAGAUGCUCUCUGUUACAGGGCACAGAUAUAUUAUACUUUGAUGGAUGGCUGCAUUCGGUUACACUGGGCAACCUCAGUGGUGUCAGAGGGUGUAAGCUGAGUGAUACAGACACCACUGCCCAUGCUUACAGAAAAGGUAGGUGAGGUAAUAGCUUUUAUUGGACUGACUUUUGCUGGUGGAAGGUAUGGGUUUUGAGCUGCACAAAACUCUUCUUGGGGAAGAAGCACAGUGUCCGAGUUAACUCUAGACUACAAAGUUCUAUUGGAUAAAGAUACGCAAAUUGCAAACCGCAAUUUGCGUCUCUUUUUCCAUUUUUCU